AUGCCAGAUAGUGACUCUUUCUCAUCUUCUACGGAUAACAAUAGUGUGGUUAAAGUAGUUUGUCGACUUAGGCCUACACUACCUCAUGAACCUGAAAGUUCUCAAGAAGUGGUACAAGUUCUCAACCGCAGAGAAAUUAGGAUUACAGACCCUAUCAAGAAAUUAAUCAAUCGUUUCGAUUUCUCGGCAUGUUACGGUGAAAGGAGUACUCAGCAAGAAAUAUUCGAUAACGAAGUGCGAGAUAUGGUCUUGGGAGUCUUUUCUGGUAUUACUGCUAGUAUCUUCACGUACGCUUUCCAAAGGAGAGAUGAUGAUUUGUGUUUUGGUGAUCUGACUCUGAUUGACACAUCCAUGCGUUUAUUUAGGUUUGGCUGUACAGGUUCUGGAAAAACUCACACACUCCAAGGUUCGCCUACAGAUCCUGGAAUCACCCCUCGAGCUAUAAGGGCCAUCUUUCAACACAUGAACGAAAUGAAGAUUCAGCAGGGAGCCUCAGCCCAAUACAUUGUCACCAUGUCUUGUUUCGAGAUUUGGAAGGAUAAAGUAUGGGAUCUUUUGAAUGAGGCAGGUACUUCGAGUACUCGAGAUUUAGGGAAAGGUGAUCUACACAUCAGAGAGGCUACCAAUGGACAAGUCUUUGUUUCAAAUCUACGCAAGAUUCCACUUUACACUAUCAAUGACUUUGAAAGAUUUUACGAGAAAGCUAUGCGCUCUAGGUCAACUUCAAGCACGAAAUUGAACCACGCUUCAUCUAGAUCACAUGCAAUUCUGAAUCUAAAUCUUACGCAGCUACGUGGCGGUCGAACUUACGAGGGAAAAUGCGUUCUCAUCGAUCUUGCUGGAAGUGAAAACAAUAAAAAGACUGGGAAUGAUGAAAACCGUGAGCGUAUGAAGGAAUCAGUGGAGAUCAAUCAAAGUCUGCUUGCUUUACGGAAAGUGGUUAGAUCUUUAAAUGCAGGUGAAAGUCGGAUUCCAUACCGUGAUUCAAAGUUGACGAGGAUCCUGAGUGACAGCCUUGGUGGGCGCUCAUCUGCUCUUGUCAUAUGCAAUAUUGCACCCAGCCCAUAUCAAUAUCGUGACACAAUGAAUACGCUAAACUUUGGAAGUCUUACGCGAAACGUGGAAAACAAAGUGCAGGUCAGGGACAAGGAGACCGUCAAGAACACUCUUGCGCCUGCUCCGUUCUACCAGCACAGCUUUCUCAACAAAUCUGCUCCUCAACUUCCAUCUGAGACGACUAUCAAAUAUUCUUCUAGUGAUGGCUGUGCGGUUCCCUAUUCUUAUAAACCUAGGCUAGCACCGCGGCCGUCCUUAGCGGUGCUCAAUGGAACCCAAACAAGCACAUCUACACCUCCUGCGCACCAUAUGGGUCAUAGUAAUAGUGGUCACCUAUUCACACCUCCUGGCCACAAUUUGGUAGCUAGUAGUAGUGUUCCAUCAUUACCGGAGCUUCCCUCUCAGUGGCGCACUUCUCCACUACUGCCACGACUAGAAACAAGACCUCUGAUCAUCAAGAAAAAGUCUUCGAGUCUCAGCCCGCGGUCCCCUCAUUUCGAGGAUCUACAGAUGGCCCUCGGGAUCACGGAUCCUAUUAGCUCUAGCGAUAGUCCCAUGUCAAAUAAAGCCCUCGAAGAGCGAAUCAACAACGCACUGCGAAAAAAUAUGAACGCUUUGGUAGAAAAACGACUAGAUGCGCUUUUGAAUGCCAAGUUAAAAGAAGCUGGAUUGCUAGAUUUCCAAGCUCCUACAACGCCACGAUCUCAAUCAUCCAAUACAAGUGAAAACACGGCUGCUGAACGUGAUCACGACUUGGUUGAUCGGAUUUCCAACUUAGAAGAUCAAUUUCAGCGUGAGGAUCAGCGAAUUAUUGAACACUGUUCCUACCCCACGAAGGCAUUCGAACACCAAAAUUCCUUCCCCGAAUAUACGUUCACGGUGAGAUUUACUCUCUAG
This is a messenger RNA of Melampsora larici-populina 98AG31, 1953 nucleotides long. RefSeq lists its product as uncharacterized. The record is from RefSeq and is a predicted model, not a curated record. Gene Ontology annotation, molecular function: microtubule binding; ATP binding; microtubule motor activity. Lineage: Eukaryota; Fungi; Basidiomycota; Pucciniomycetes; Pucciniales; Melampsoraceae. The transcript is spliced from 8 exons. Gene Ontology annotation, biological process: microtubule-based movement; mitotic spindle organization. The coding region runs from base 1 to 1953 and encodes 650 amino acids.